AUGACACGAGAGAUGUACCCUACGAAAGGAAAUCGUCCCUUAGGUUGUUCAAUUUCAGUGAAAGCGGUAAGUCUUUAUACACUGACAACCGAAUUGUUCAAGUAUGUUUCUAAUUUAAAUACUUGUUUUCACCUCUCGUAAGUCUCCUAUUGCUAAUUAUUUGAGCAGUCAAUUAUACACUUUUUAUUUUGCAAUUGCCACGAAUCUGAUUUCUGUGUGCCAGCUGUUUCCGAAAAAGAUGUAAUAACUCCGAAUUACAUCGUAACCCGAGACGGAGAGCUACUGUCAUGAAACAACCUUUGCACCCGUUCCAGAAUUUGGGGUUCACUUAAAAGCAUCCAUUUCGCCGCUGUAAAGGUUAAUUGAUUGGCUUUUUUAAGGAACUUGUUGAAUUCUCUGGUCUUGAGCGAGUCGUUUCAGAGCGUUUCGAUCCAAAUACAGUUAUCCCGACAAAUUUAACGGGCUAUGGACUAUGGACCUCGCUACGUCAUAAUUUAUUUCUGUCUGACGAGCUCACUUGAAAAUUCCUUGAUUGUUUGAUUUAUCAGAUUGCUCUUUUCACUAUGUUACUUGUAAUCGGGAAACAGUGCAUAGCUAGGAUAGUAACUUCACUAAACACCGGGUACAAUUAUAAAAAGGAUAGAAUUUUCAAAAGGUGCUGGAGUCCUCUGGAGUUCUAUUUCUGUCAUGCUGUAUCCAAAGUUAGACAUACAAUAUCCAUGAAAUUUAGAUCUCGCAUCACCAUCAAUAUUAGGUUAGAGUAAAAAGACUUAUUUUUUGUAAAUAUUCCAAUAUUUAAUAUGACAAGCAGUAAAGUUUGACCAAAUAAAAACAUCAUUAUCUCGGGAUGCAUUUUUGAGUUAUUUUAAAAAAUUAUAUUAAUAACUCUGCCUAGCCGUGUAGUGACAUAUUGCAUGCAUUAAUCAGGUUGCUGCUAUAGGGUAUCUCGCACCAAUCACAACACGGCAUUUGGAUAUCUUGCACCAAUCACAGCGUUUGGGUAUUGUUUUCUUGCAAAUGAUGUCAUGGAAUCAGAGGGUUGUGCACAACGUUUAACUUUUUGUAUCAUUUUCAAGUUGAAACAUGAUUUUCCGCUGCUUUACCCACAAUGCACACUUACUUUACACACGUACUAUGUAAACACUGACCAUAGUCCAAUCAGAGGAACAAAAAAACGAAAAUAUCGCUAAAUGCUAACUGUUGUCUGCUUAGCAGCCUUUGUCUGGUCUAGUCACACAUCGCCAUUUAUUCCUUGUUGGAGAGAGACCGCGUUAUAUCAAAGCGGACUCCUUGAUUGUUUGUUGCCUAUCUGUACUUUGCUCUUUGUGCGUGAAAUACGUGAUAAAAUGCAAGUUGUUUACAAGGAAAUAACACGUGAUGGAGUCUACUGUGGCAAAAUAGAAUUUGAUUGGUGGAAUACAAUUCAAGCAAGUGAAAAAUUGCCUAAUGUUCAUGUAGUGCAAUGAUUGGGUAUGUUCUGAUUGGACUUUGGACGUUCUUUUCAUGGAAUGUAAUUGGAUGUAAGUUGUUUGGUAUGUACGUUGGGUGAAAGAGCAGAAAAAAUACGUUCUAACUUUGAAAUGAUACAAAAAGUUAAAUGUGAACCUUUCACAUCCCGAUAAAUCUUGACCUUCAUUGACAGGGCUCUUAUGAAGGCUACAAACCAUUACACUUAUUAAUUGAGCCCAAAAUUUCUGGGUAAUGUCAUUCUUUGUGCAUAGCCCCCAAACAAUACCCAAAUGCUGUGAUAUGAUUGGUGUGAGAUACAUACCCUAAUGCGGCAAUCUGGUGGGUGUAAGAUACAUACCCCAGUGCAGCAAUCUGAUUGGUGCGAGCAAAAUACCACUCUACAUACCAACAUAGCAUUUUUUUUUUCCCAUGAAAAGUAAUAACUCAAAAACAAAUAAAAAUGUCUGUAGAAUUACAACACACUUGUUCAGCCUGAUCAUCACUCCUGUUUCCUCCCUAUUCAUAGGAUGCAGACAGGGAUCCAGCUUACCUGUACUGGAUUGUGAAAGAAAUAGAAAACAACAGCAAUGCAGUUAACAUCUUGGAACCUGGAGACUGGAUAACAUCCAUCAAUGGUUCAAGUACUAUGAGCAACGACACAUCCUUUUUGGAAAAGUUGAAAAAUUGCCGAAGUGUUCUGAGUGUUACUAUAAGAAAGCCAUUAGAACAACAAGAAUUUUAUCUCUGGGACCCAAACCAAGUUGCAAUUGAUAUUAAAGUCAGAGUCAAGAGGCUUCCAUUCUCAGCUGCAUUUUCUCUCAACAUUUUUUAUCCUGUAAGUACCACAUCCAGUUCAUGCUGAAUUUGGAGAGGCCACACAAGCUUCUUCUCGGUGAUUUUAAAUAUUUUGUUUUUUUGUCUGUAAUGAUAUUGAGCUCAAUUUUUGUUCCCUUCCUCCCUCCCUUUUUUUUAAUCUCUCUGGAUUCACUCAAGAAUCCUAGCUAACCUCUCCUUAAAUUUUUCAAAGUUUAACUCAUACCUUAAAAAAAAACUGUUUGAAACUUUUGUGAGACUUUUUCUUAAGACACUCACAUACAAAUUUAUAAGAUUAUAAAGGUCUGAUGCCCUGUCUCUAUGUCCCACAUCAAAAUAUCCACAUUUAUUUGACAUAAAUUAACCUUAUUGCAUCAAUUUAUUUUCCUUGACAACAAGCAUAAGCCCAAUAGAGGUAUUAGUUAUUCUUCCUUUCACAUUACCCAACUUAACCCUUUACAUCCUAUCAUCAGUAUACAUUUCCUCUAUACUGUUCUCUACAUAUUUCCUAUGGUACUGACAAAGAGAAUUUGCCUAACAAUCAAGAGCUUCUUUUGUUGGUGAUCAUUUCCUUUAUUCUCAUAACGUCAUUAUUGGUUUUAGGGGUGAUACUGAUGGGAGAAAGGGUUUAGAAAGAGAGGGUCUUAAGUAAGUAAAACAGGAAAUUAUGCAAGUGAAAAGAUAUUCACACCCCCCCCCUCCUCAACACAUGCACACACACUCAACUCUAAUCCUCAGUUUAUUGCAAAGAGAUGGUAUUUAGAUUCCCAGAAUUGGAGUGGCUAAUGUGUUUGUUGAAUAUUUUUCAGGACUUCCAGGAUAGUAAAAAAACAUAUGCAUUGGUGAACAACAUCAAGCUACCAGACUUCAACCACAAAAAAUUGAAACAUGGAGACAUUGUCAUUUCCAUCAAUGAACGUAAACUUGAGAACGAAACUUAUGAAGGACUACAGAAAAUUGUCCACCAACUGAACCUUCAAAAGCAGAUCAAAGUAACAGUUCAACAGAGGCAAUGGAGACAGAAUGGUAUGUUUCCCUUUUGCAAAAAUUAAUGUUCCAUAUAUUGAUUAAAUACUGUCAUAGAAAUGUAGAAUUUCCUGAAGCAUUGAGUUUAAACCCACUUCCUGUUUCCUAUAAACUGAAAAUAUUGAUGAAGUUCACAAACCUGUUCAUUCUGCUGAAGACAAACCAAAAAAUUCAGGAACUUCAUUACAGAAAAAUGGACUUUCACUCAACUGCAAACAUAUCUUGAAGUAUAGUCUGGCACAGUUGCAAAUCACAUGGAUGCCUGGAAUUGUUCAAACUUCCUUUUAGUUGUAGUUUGUGGCCAGCAAUUAGUGUCAGUUAUUCAUAUUUAUUUCAUCCACAGCACAUUGUUUUAAAGGAAUGGUAUUCUAUUCCUCCUGGGCAGUUAGCCAGUUAGGAGCCAUAUCAUAGUUAUUACUUCAACAUUUAAUAAUACGGUGUUCUCAUUAUCCUUUUAAGAUCACCUUACCAGCCUUGCAAUUGACUCACCAGCAAUUUUAGACUGGAGACCACUUCAAGCUGAGUUACAAAAGAAAAGUUCAAAAGAGCCACUCGGUUUUAAGUUUGUAUUUGCCAAGGUAAUUAAACCUGCAAUUUUCACCGUAAAAUUAUUUGGAUGAUGCAUUUUCUUCAUAUGUACAUCUCAUUUCAUCCUGAACUAAUUUUGUCACAAUUUUCAAAUUUUACUGCUUCCUCCUAUCUAUUCCUCCCAUUUUUCUAUCAUCCCACAUCAAAUGCUAUCUUUCUGAUACUUCUCCAGUGUUUUCUCCAUCUACGUCAACAUUUUCCCUGCCAUAAUCACCAAUUCAUUUAUUUCAUAAUGAUAUAAACAUGCAUCUACUUCAGUGUAAUUUUAUCACUACAACUGAUUUAGCAAAUCAUUAUAAAAUGCCAGAUGAAACAUUUCUUCACAUCUUCAUGUCCACACAUUUUACUCCUGCUCCAGCACAUUUCAACAAAGGAAAAGAGAAUAAAGUAUUCACAGGGGGAAGGGAGGGAGCUGAAAAUCAGGUUUUCUGAUAGUGGUGGAACCCUAGAAGGGUGUCUAGCAUCAUGUUUCAGACUGUAUUUCCCCAUUCCCUCUGGCUGUACCUUCCCUUAUCAUAUAUGCUGAGAGCAGAUGUACACAAUUUCUUUGCACAGAAUCAACUAGAACAACCAUGCCCAAUAAUAAAGCAAAUUGUAGCUGGAGAAACACCAGCGGCCAAGUGUCCAUAUCUCAGCCCUGGAUGCAAGAUAACAGCUGUCAACAGACAACCCGUUAAAGGGCUCUCUUUUGAAGAGAUGAAAACCAUGCUUCAGAAAGCUCAGAUCACUGUGGUGUUAUCAAUUGAAGAACCCUUGGGCCUGCUACAAGAAAAAAAUUCACCUUCUCCGAGAGAAAGGUACACAUGGCCAGUGGAGGAGGAGAAAGGAAUCCUUACCACAUCCCAAAGCGAAGCACACAUUUCUUUUUCAAACAGCUCUCUAGCAGAUGGAGUACAGAGUGUUGAUUUGUGUGAGGAGGUCCAAGGUGCAAGCAGCACCCUGAAUGAUGCAAAAUUUAAUGCUUCCCCUGACCAAGAGAGGCCAGUCAAUUGCUCAACUCAACAAAUGCCAUCUGAUUCCCAGAAUGGAUACAAUGAAGUAAACAGUCUGCCUUUGGCACCUACUGUGGAAGUGCCAAGCAAAGCCCAAGAUAUUUCUAUCUGCUGUAAAUGCAUGAAGAUAUCCAAGACAGACAAACAGGAACAAAUUGUUCACAAUAUUCCUGGGAAAAUAUACUUUACGAUGUGUCAAAGUUUGGAUAAAGAAUCUCCCUUCUUUAAUGACUAUCGUAUUUUUGGUGAGCACCUUGGGUUUUCAAGAGGUGAGAUUAAUCUCCUAAACAAUCAACCAACUGAUAGUCUCCUGCGUGUUUGGAGUGAAAGAGAAGGAACGAAUGCCACUGUUGAAAGGAUAAUUAAUAUUCUUGAUGACAUGCAACGCCAUGAUAUCUUACAGAUAUUACAAAACUGGGUAGAAAGUAAAAGCUGCUCAAAAUGCUCUAAAGCAUUGCAAAAAGCACACGAAAAAGAAUCUGAUGUGUAGUCAGAAGAGCAGAACAAGAAGGUCUCAACCUUUAACUCCCAUGAGUGACCAAGACAGAAUUUCUCCUUACAAUAUCGAUACAAUAUCAAGCAGAAAAGUGAUGAGAACAAAGGAAAAUAUCAAUUUGGGGACAAUUAGUUGAUCCAAUACUAAAUUCUCUGAACUAUCAGUAUAAGAAUUGUAUGGUUGACAGUAAGAAGAAUUACAAACAUGAUCUGGGAGUUAAAGGGUUAAGUAAAGACAUGGAUUUGAAAGAUGAAAUAAAUCAUGAAACAGACUAACAUAAAAAAAAAAUGCAAAACUCAAAGAAAAAAAGAAUGAAUGAGAAUCUCCUUCAUUGCCAACCAAGUCAUGUUUAAUUAUUUUUAACACAUGUCUGAAUAUGCAUGUACAUUAUUGUUAAUAGCUUUACUGCCCAAAUUGUACUCCAAACUAUCCCAAAAAAGGGGUUAAGUUGUUUGUUUGGAUGCAUAGACUGAAAAAAAAAAACCCAUGCAAAUUAAAAAGUACAAAGUAUAUUACAUUUCUAUUUUGAGAAAUUAUUAUUGGCACUAUAUAUAAUCACGUGUCUGGAUAUAUUUCAUGUUUAUUUUUAGACAUCAAGGUACUUUCAUGUGGAAGAAUAUUAAUCAAUUACUGCUGUUUUUAUCAGCUUAGCACUCCAAUGCCAGAUCCAAAUUGGUUAUUUCUUUGAAACAAAAUAACACAAUCAUUCCAAUCACAUUUUUGGUAAGCACAGUUUCAUUAUUUUCAAAGUAAAAUACAGUGGAAACUAUUGAACAUGUACAUGAAAGUCAUUUGUAAGUAGAGAAAUUAAGGAUAGCUGUUAACCCUGUAUCAAACACAUGUGGGCCCAGCUGUUGGAAAGGUCAGAAUAAGGCUAUUGAACAGUUAAUUUGCUACACAGCAGAUACAGUGUGUUAGCAAAAGGUAAUUGUACUGAACACUGGAGAGAGAUUUAUCCAAUGGAUAACAUAGACCACCCUUCUGACAACUGGGACCUGCUUAAUAAUUUAAUGUUACUAAAUGUAUUACUAAUACUUAUUACAGGUCAUAAAAAUGUAUAUUGAGAACAGAUAAUUUGCUUUACUGCAGAUACACUGAGUGUUAGUAAAAGGUACCUGCAUUGUACACCAAAUAGAUAUAUACUCCAGUAGAUAACACUAAUCACCCUUCUUACCACUGGGAUCUACUUAGUAAGUUAUUUAGUUGUAAUUACUAAAUGUUAUUAGUCAUCAAAAUGUACAUUGGGUUAAAAUAUGUCUAGAGAUAUGCGCUGUAGUCCUACUGAAAUUUUUGUAUUUUUUAGAGAGGUGUGCUAUAAUGAUGGCAUAAGCAUUUAUAUUCAUUUGGUUACCAAUUGAC
Pocillopora meandrina is the source of this 6723-nucleotide messenger RNA. NCBI's taxonomy places the organism in Eukaryota, Metazoa, Cnidaria, Anthozoa, Scleractinia, Pocilloporidae. The record is from the annotation of a GenBank genome assembly.